AUGGCAGAACCCAAGCCCAACCCCGCCGACCACUUAGCAGAACCCAAGCCCAUCCCCGCCGAUGACUUAGCAGAACCCAAGCCCAUCCCUGUCCACAACGCCUUAGCAGAACCUAAGCCCAUCCCCGCCGACGACUUAGCAGAACCCAAGCCCAUCCCUGUCCACAACGCCUUAGCAGAACCUAAGCCCAUCCCUGUCCACAACGCCUUAGCAGAACCUAAGCCCAUCCCUGUCCACAGCACCUUAGCAGAACCCAAGCCCAUCCCUGUCCACAACAUCUUAACAGAACCCAAGCCCAUCCCUGUCCACAACGCCUUAGCAGAACCUAAGCCCAUCCCUGUCCACAACGCCUUAGCAGAACCUAAGCCCAUCCCUGUCCACAGCACCUUAGCAGAACCCAAGCCCAUCCCUGUCCACAACACCUUAACAGAACCCAAGCCCAUCCCUGUCCACAGCACCUUAGCAGAACCCAAGUCCAUCCCUGUCCACAGCACCUUAGCAGAACCCAAGCCCUUCCCUAACCCAAGCCCAUUCCCCGUCAACAACGCCUUAGCAGAACCCAAGCCCAUCCCCGCCGACCACUUAGCAGAACCCAAGCCCAUCCCCGCCGAUGACUUAGCAGAACCCAAGCCCAUCCCUGUCCACAACGCCUUAGCAGAACCUAAGCCCAUCCCCGCCGACGACUUAGCAGAACCCAAGCCCAUCCCUGUCCACAACGCCUUAGCAGAACCUAAGCCCAUCCCUGUCCACAACGCCUUAGCAGAACCUAAGCCCAUCCCUGUCCACAGCACCUUAGCAGAACCCAAGCCCAUCCCUGUCCACAACAUCUUAACAGAACCCAAGCCCAUCCCUGUCCACAACGCCUUAGCAGAACCUAAGCCCAUCCCUGUCCACAACGCUAAAUUAGCAGAACCUAAGCCCAUCCCUGUCCACAGCAGGUUAAAGCAGAAUUUCACCUUAGCAGAACCCAAGUCCAUCCCUGUCAACAACGCCUUAGCAGAACCCAAGCCCUUCCCUGUCCACAACACGUUAACAGAACCCAAGCCCAUCCCUGUCCACAACACGUUAACAGAACCCAAGCCCAUUCCCCCAGAACCUAAGCCCAUCCCUGUCCACAGCACCUUAGCAGAACCCAAGCCCAUCCCUGUCCACAACACCUUAACAGAACCCAAGCCCAUCCCUGUCCACAGCACCUUAGCAGAACCCAAGUCCAUCCCUGUCCACAGCACCUUAGCAGAACCCAAGCCCUUCCCUGUCCACAACACGUUAACAGAACCCAAGCCCAUCCCUGUCCACAACACGUUAACAGAACCCAAGCCCAUUCCCCCAGAACCCAAGCCCAUCCCUGUCCACAACGCCUUAGCAGAACCUAAGCCCAUCCCUGUCCACAACGCCUUAGCAGAACCUAAGCCCAUCCCUGUCCACAGCACCUUAGCAGAACCCAAGCCCAUCCCUGUCCACAACAUCUUAACAGAACCCAAGCCCAUCCCUGUCCACAACGCCUUAGCAGAACCUAAGCCCAUCCCCGCCGACCACUUAGCAGAACCCAAGCCCAUCCCCGCCGAUGACUUAGCAGAACCCAAGCCCGUCCCUGUCCACAACGCCUUAGCAGAACCUAAGCCCAUCCCCGCCGACGACUUAGCAGAACCCAAGCCCAUCCCUGUCCACAACGCCUUAGCAGAACCUAAGCCCAUCCCUGUCCACAACGCCUUAGCAGAACCUAAGCCCAUCCCUGUCCACAGCACCUUAGCAGAACCCAAGCCCAUCCCUGUCCACAACAUCUUAACAGAACCCAAGCCCAUCCCUGUCCACAACGCCUUAGCAGAACCUAAGCCCAUCCCUGUCCACAACGCCUUAGCAGAACCUAAGCCCAUCCCUGUCCACAGCACCUUAGCAGAACCCAAGCCCAUCCCUGUCCACAACACCUUAACAGAACCCAAGCCCAUCCCUGUCCACAGCACCUUAGCAGAACCCAAGUCCAUCCCUGUCAACAACGCCUUAGCAGAACCCAAGCCCUUCCCUGUCCACAACACGUUAACAGAACCCAAGCCCAUCCCUGUCCACAACACGUUAACAGAACCCAAGCCCAUUCCCCAUCUAUCCACUGCCUGCGACAUCGUGAACCAUCAGAUCCUCCUCUCCCCCUUCUCAGGGCUCAGCUUCUCAGGCUCUGCACACUCUUGGAUUUUAUCCUACCUGGCAGGCCGCUCCUACCAGGGGACGUGGAGAGGAUCUGUGUCUGCACCACAUACUCUCACUACUGGUGUCCCCCAGGACUUGGUGGCGACACGCAUCUCUGCGUGCCUGGCAGAUAUCUCAAUUUGGAUCUCGGCCCACCACCUGAAGCACAACCUCGACAAGACGGAGCUGCUCUUCCUCGUGGGGAAGGCCUUCCAUUUUCAAGACCUCUCCAUCUUGGUUGACAACUCCACGGUGUCCCCCCUCCCAGAGUGUAAACAACCUUGGCGUGACCCUUGA
Molecule: messenger RNA, 2478 nt
Organism: Oncorhynchus nerka (sockeye salmon)
Lineage: Eukaryota; Metazoa; Chordata; Actinopteri; Salmoniformes; Salmonidae
Product: mucin-2-like
Exons: 8
Coding region: 1-2478 (825 amino acids)
Source: RefSeq, a predicted model, not a curated record